This is a messenger RNA of Magnolia sinica, 729 nucleotides long. Its product is annotated as olee1-like protein. The record is from RefSeq and is a predicted model, not a curated record. NCBI's taxonomy places the organism in Eukaryota, Viridiplantae, Streptophyta, Magnoliopsida, Magnoliales, Magnoliaceae. The transcript has 6 exons. Bases 1 to 729 code for a protein of 242 amino acids.
AUGUCCUUAUUUUCGGUGAAGCUUUUGGAUUCUCAGAGUGAUACUGACACCAUAUAUGAAAAAAGCCAUACUAGUUUAUCGUUAUUGGUUUCUUGUAUUCUCAGCAUUCAAACAUCUCUUGUUGGAGAAUUCGCCAAGGAUACAUCUGGUGAGCAGCUGGAAUUCUGGAUUGUUGGCUACAUCCGGCAACUGCGAUGCGAGGCAAAUGUGUCGGCAGCUUUAGAAAUAUUUCCAGAAGACAAGAGCAAUGCAGAGGCAGCUCUGGAUCUUCCUAUGUUCAGCUAUCAGUUGAAACUGUGGAGGGGGAGUUCGAAACCCAUCAAAACUCCCUCUAUUGUAGAAGGGAAAGUUUAUUGUGACACAUAUCGCAUCAGAUUCAAAACCCGCGUUAGUGAAAACAUUGCUGGAGCCAAAGUACGGAUCGAGUGCAUCGACAGGUCUACUGGGCUCAUGACUUAUAGCAUUGGAGGGCUAACAGAUGAGUCAGGCACUUAUUGGAUUCCCGUGGAAGGGGACCAUCAAGCUGAUAUUUGUGAGGUGGUGGCGAUUGGCAGCAACCAUCCCAACUGCAAUGAGGUGGAUCUUGGACGUGAUCGUGCACGUGUUCUCCUCACUAAGAACAAUGGAAUAUCUUCCCAUUCUCGCUAUGUAAAUGCAUUGGGGUUCAUGAAGAAAGAAACUCUUGAUGUGUGUCCGGACAUUUUUAAAGAAUUAGGAAUGGCUGGAUAA